Schizophyllum commune H4-8 is the source of this 1494-nucleotide messenger RNA. RefSeq lists its product as uncharacterized. The record is from RefSeq and is a predicted model, not a curated record. NCBI's taxonomy places the organism in Eukaryota, Fungi, Basidiomycota, Agaricomycetes, Agaricales, Schizophyllaceae. Bases 1 to 1494 code for a protein of 497 amino acids. The transcript is spliced from 6 exons.
AUGUCCAAGAACGAUUCGAGGCGUAAGGAUUGUGGCGGGACUUUCGACGGGCUUUAUCGCGGGGUUCGCAGAGGCGACUUCUGCUGCCGCCCGGAGGAAGAGUGCGGACAGGAGCAUGUGCAUCGCCAUGUAUACGGGCGGCCAUACAACGACCAGCUCAUCGGGUCGUACAUGAUACUGCAGCACCUGUGGAAUCUCGGGGCAUGGUACGGCAAAGGUUUGGCCACGCAGUUCUGCCUGGUGUUCCCCAAUGAGUGGAUAGCGCUCGAGACGGCCGGCGUGUGGUAUACCGCGGACAUUAUCAACGAUCUUGAUCGGGCAGCGAUCGCCGGAUCCGGAGCAAUCGCUGUAGUAACCCCCCAUCCUACGCAGUGGCAGAGCGACGAGCUUCCGGACGAAGCCGACGUCAAGGAGCGUCUCAAGCCCUUCUAUCUUCGAAUUAUCCGCUCGAGCCAUCAUCCCAAGCUCUUCUACGCAACCUUCAAGACCGUGGAGAAAGCGAUGCAUGCGAAAGGUCUAAUAAAUGCGGAGGACUUCGUGAUUGACGUCUUCGACUGCACGAGGGUGGAUGUCACGACGGACCCUGAGCUGGACGACAUUCUCUGGACGCACGACAACUUGCGGAACUUGGGAAUCCGUCGAGUGCUGCCCCUUGGAGAUCAAAUGGCGAUGAGACAAGGUAUGCGUGGGCGGACUAAGCAACUGCUUUUCCGAGGUGCGAUAGAUGCCUACGAGUUCAUUACCGCGACUUUGAACAACAUGCCAGGGCUUACACCGUCAUUUGUUGGAAUCUUAGUGAAGGCGCAGCUCGAGGGGAACGAUGAGAGAGAAAGCACGCCGCCCACGCCACCACCCAAGGACAAGCGCUACAGCAUACAAUCCCAGAGCACCAACACCUUGGUCCACGAGGACGCCAAGUCCACAUUGUCCUCCAAAUCCGUUCCUUCGUCUAUCCCCACACUCCCGCCCAACUCAGCCGAUUCCGGACCCGCGCGUCGACCUCGCAGUUUCCUCUCCCCCUCCCCCUCUGUGGUCAGCAGCAGCCUGUCGCUUGUGCCCGAAGGCGACCAGCACGACCGAGCCGCGGCGCGCGUGGAGGAGAUCUACCAGAUCGAGCGCCUCGUUGCGGCUACAACCUUCCAGGUUGAGAAGCAGAAGGCCAAGAUUGCGGAGUACGAGCGUAGGUUGGCAGUGUUGGCAGAGAAAGAGAAGGAGAGCGCUCGGGGGACGUCAGACGGCCGUGUCACCAUGUACAGUGCGGCCAGCGGAAGUACAUUCACCGUGUUCUCGGAAACUGUGGAGGAAGAGACCGUUCUUCGUGAGAAGCUCUGGGCGGCGGCCGCGAAGAAGAACAAGUACACGAAGGAUCUCCACGAUCUCAGGACCGAGUUGAGCACCAAACGAGGUGACCUGAAGUUCUUCAAGGACGCUUGCGCGCGCGCGAGAAGGACGGUGGCGAAUGAUCGCGGGAGGUGUAGUCCAGUAGUCGAAUGA